Ostrea edulis (European flat oyster) is the source of this 1926-nucleotide messenger RNA. Its product is annotated as RNA guanine-N7 methyltransferase activating subunit-like. Bases 154 to 582 code for a protein of 142 amino acids. The transcript has 3 exons. The record is from RefSeq and is a predicted model, not a curated record. Gene Ontology annotation, molecular function: RNA binding. Gene Ontology annotation, biological process: RNA 5'-cap (guanine-N7)-methylation. Lineage: Eukaryota; Metazoa; Mollusca; Bivalvia; Ostreida; Ostreidae.
CUUAAACCAGUGGUAGAUAGUCUCUAAAUUUGAUUGUGAUAGAAUACGACAUUUUAACGUUUGACUCUUGUGCAUCGAAAUGAAAGUAAAAGUAAACCGGAUUUAGCGUGCUGUUUGCUGAGGAAACUGUGAUCUUGUGACAGUUUUUUAAGCAUGGCGAGCGAGUCAGUAGUCGGGGCGACGGGGUCAGUAGAUGGGGCGACGGAGGAACUGCAGUAUGACGAGAUGUUUAAGACGAGGUACACAGACGAAGAUGAGGAGUAUAUGGCGACGGUCAACGCCCCCGCCCAACCCCCACCAUGUGUCAAAAACUGGUUCCCAAAAUCCAGGGGAAACUUCAGAAAUAGGGGUGGAUACCAAGAUCGUGGAGACAGACGAGGGGGCUAUAACCGUGACAACUACAACAACAGAAGAGGUCAUCACCAUGGUUACAGGGAAGAUCGUCGUGGUUACAGGGAAGAUCAUCGUGGUUACAGGGAAGAUAACCGUGGUUACAGAGAACAUGGCAGUGGUGGUUAUAACCAAGGUCAUUACCAUGACAACAGGAGUUAUGGGGGAUAUAGAGACAGGGAUCAAAGAUGAUUUAAAUUUUUUUUUUUUUACAUUUGGUUCCACCUGUUCCAGCCGAUAUCAUAUAUAUAUAGGUGCGGAGGCGGAGGUGACCUGUAAUGUUGUACCUAUGGUUCUGUUAUAUGAGGAGAACCAUUUAAUCGUGGUUAUGUGGAGAUUUACAGCCUUCACGUCUAAAAUACAGUUCUAUAACAUAUUUUCCUGUAAACACAGCACAGUUUCAAUUCUGUAAGAUCAUAUACAUUGUUAUCUUUUUCUUGAUUAGUAUGAUUAAAUAAAUACUGAUGUUGAUAUUAGUUUAAGAAAUAAAUUUCAUUUUUGAAAAUACACAAGGGAAUGGACUGUCAGACUUUGCACCAGCAUGUAAUUCAUAGAGCGUGUUAGCACUUCAUGAAAAGUAUGGUAGCGAGAAGCUUUGAUGUUCAUACCUAUGCAAAAUCAGAUUUAUUUUUAAAUGUACAUUUUCCUUUCAUUUCUGUUGGAAUUUCCCGUCGUUGAAAUCGUUGUACUAGAUUCAUUUACACACAGUUAAUAUGAGGAUAUGUGUAUCAUUUAAAAGACAUUGAGAACAAAAACAAUGAAUUUGUAAAUAUCAAACAAUGACUGAAAGAUUUUGCAACGUGUACACAAAUUAUAAGUUUCGUAUACGCUAUGUAAAUUGUAACAGUUUUCGUAUACCUUAUGUAAAUUGUAAGUUUCGUAUACGCAAUGUAUAUUGUAACAGUUUCGUAUAGUUAUGUAAAUUGUAACAGUUUCGUAUACGCUAUGUAAAUUGUAACAGUUUCGUAUACGCUAUGUAAAUUGUAACAGUUUCGUAUAUGCUAUGUAAAUUGUAACAGUUUCGUAUACACUAUGUAAAUUGUAACAGUUUCGUAUACACUAUGUAAAAUUGUAACAGUUUCGUAUACACUAUGUAAAUUGUAACAGUUUCGUAUACCCUAUGUAAAUUGUAAGUUUUGUAUACGCUAUGUAUAUUGUAACAGUUUCGUAUACGCUAUGUAAAUUGUAACAGUUUCGUAUACGCUAUGUAAAUUGUAACAGUUUCGUAUAUGCUAUGUAAAUUGUAACAGUUUCGUAUACGCUAUGUACUAAAUUGUAACAGUUUCGUAUACGCUAUGUAAAUUGUAACAGUUUCGUAUAUGCUAUGUAAAUUGUAACAGUUUCGUAUACGCUAUGUACUAAAUUGUAACAGUUUCGUAUACGCUAUGUAAAUUGUAACAGUUUCGUAUACGCUAUGUAAAUUGUAACAGUUUCGUAUACGCUAUGUAAAUUGUAACAGUUUCGUAUACGCUAUGUAAAUUGUAACUGUUUCGUAUGUAAACGCUAUGUAGAUGCGAAAUAAAUAGUGGGAAGAAA